Pecten maximus is the source of this 3643-nucleotide messenger RNA. RefSeq names its product carbohydrate sulfotransferase 8-like. The record is from RefSeq and is a predicted model, not a curated record. Gene Ontology annotation, biological process: carbohydrate biosynthetic process. The coding region runs from base 1393 to 2700 and encodes 435 amino acids. Lineage: Eukaryota; Metazoa; Mollusca; Bivalvia; Pectinida; Pectinidae. Gene Ontology annotation, molecular function: sulfotransferase activity. The transcript has 3 exons. Gene Ontology annotation, cellular component: membrane.
UAUUUGAAGUCUGUUUGUCAAUGCAGUGAGUAGUUCGUUAAGGUUAAUACGCAUGUCUCACCAAGUCGUGUGUGAUCGGUAUAUAUAUAUCACAUCCGGUACAUCAACGGCUGUAAAUGUAUCAAUAUCUUACAGACUUUAGGUGUCAUAUGUUUCUUACUGUAUGGAUUGAUAGUACUAUAGGUAACAAAGACCAGUGUCGACAUACAUCAUGAAUAACAAAUAACCUGAUCUAGAGAAAUAAGUUUUUGAGCAUUAAAAGCAAUAUCCAGAUUGCCGCAGUAGGAGUUGAAUCAUCCAGCCUUGUGUCCCGGAGCGGUGUCCGGACUGUGAGGAGUUGAAUUAUCCAGCCUUGUGUUCUCGGAGCGGUGUCCGGACUGUGAGGAGUUGAAUUAUCCAGCCUUGUGUUCCGGAGCGGUGUCCGGACUGUGAGGAGUUGAAUUAUCCAGCCUUGUGUUCUCGGAGCGGUGUCCGGACUGUGAGGAGUUGAAUUAUCCAGCCUUGUGUUCUCAGAGCGGUGUCCGGACUGUGAGGAGUUGAAUUAUCCAGCCUUGUGUUCUCGGAGCGGUGUCCGGACUGUGAGGAGUUGAAUUAUCCAGCCUUGUGUCCCGGAGCGGUGUCCGGACUGUGAGGAGUUGAAUUAUCCAGGCUUGUGUUCUCGGAGCGGUGUCCGGACUGUGAGGAGUUGAAUUAUCCAGCCUUGUGUCCCGGAGCGGUGUCCGGACUGUGAGGAGUUGAAUUAUCCAGCCUUGUGUUCUCGGAGCGGUGUCCGGACUGUGAGGAGUUGAAUUAUCCAGCCUUGUGUCCCGGAGCGGUGUCCGGACUGUGAGGAGUUAAAUUAUCCAGCCUUGUGUUCUCAGAGCGGUGUCCGGACUGUGAGGGGUUGAAUUAUCCAGCCUUGUGUCCCGGAGCGGUGUCCGGACUGUGAGGAGUUGAAUUAUCCAGCCUUGUGUUCUCGGAGCGGUGUCCGGAUUUCAAGGUGUUGAAUUAUCUCACCCUUAGUCCACCUGAGCAAUGUCCGCCUGUGAGAUGUUGAACAAACCGCCUGCCGUAUCUCGAGCAGUAUGAGGUUGUGAGUUGUUGAAUUUUCCCGCCUUGGGUCCCCUUGGCACUGUCUGGACUUAAAGAUGUUGUGAUAUCCCGCCUUGGGCCCCCUGGGCAAUGUCCGGAUAGUUAGGUGUUACGAUAUCCCGCCUUGGGCCUCCCUACGUCCGUGAUGAAUGGUACCUGUCUUUGUCUGUCAUGUCCAGGAUUGAGACCGUCGGGAUCACUGCUGCACACUUUCACUCCAGUGAGAUGAUUCUAGUGUGGUGUAAGAUCUACAGUUCCCAUGUAGUGUCCGCUCCUCCGUUCUGACCGGACCGUCCGAGAUACGUCCGGAACUCCAGGAGUAUGAGGACACGUUGUCUUCCCCGCCGUCUUCUGACUAAACCUCGCUGGUGGAUUGUUUUAAUUUCUGUGUGUAUACUUCUCUUUCUUUUCUUCGCCCUCGAUUUUAGCAUAACCUACGACGGUGUGUCAGUUGAACCAGUCACCCGUGUUAACCGGAUAUCAAACAUUUACCAGACAUCAUCGUAUCAACAUGUGGCUAGCAGAUUUAGGCAAAGAAAUGACGUGUUACGUGAUGGCUGCCAAACCUUGAAGCAGUAUUACGCAGUUCAGGACUCUGAGGCCGCAGUCAAAGAACACCUGGUGGUGGACAGUAAGAACCAGAUAACCUACUGUGCUAUUGAAAAGAUUGGAUGCACAUUCUGGAAGAGAGUGUUUCAAAUCCUCAGCGGUUGGCAGAAUGUAUCGGACCCUUUUCGAAUAAAGGGUAUUCACGCAUACGAAGGGUAUCAAACAGCCAAGCGGUUACCUUUCGAUAAAAUUUAUAACAUACUUGUGCAUUCCACAAAGUUUAUGUUUGUGCGAGAGCCCUUUGAAAGGCUUCUCUCAGGGUACGUGGAUAAAUUGUAUUCACCGAACGCAGCUUACUGGAAUUUCAUUGGCCGAUAUAUUGUUACUAGGUUCCGCGAGAAUCCAACCAAUCACAGCGCCGAGUGCGGUCAUGACAUCACAUUCCAGGAAUUUGUAGAGUAUUUCAUAUAUUCACAGAGCACUAACGAACACAGAGACGCACAUUUUGUUCCGAGCUUUGAACACUGUCGCCCGUGUGAAAUAGAGUACGAUUACAUCGGCAAGAUGGAAACAUUUAAAGAAGACACUUUUCAUAUACUAAAGACACUUAAUUUAGAAAAAAUUGUGAAAUUUAGCAAUUUUCAGAACGAGACUGAAACAGACGCCAUUAUAGACACAGUCGACUAUGUCUACUCCAUGCGUCGUCCGAUACAGAAAUGUAUGACUCUGACUCAGGCCCUGUUUCGGGCUUGGAGGAAGUUACAAAUUAGAGGUAUUAUAAGCAAACACAUCAAAUUUCCUUACCCAAUGAAUUACGCUGAAAAUAUUCAUCCCAAUGAGUUUAAAAGACUUUUACUUGAUGCGCAUGCGAUGUCAGGAGAUCGAGAAUUGCGUAAGAAGAACAGACAGGAAGCUCUUCUUGAGGCAUACAGUAACCUGACUCCAGUCACCAUGGACAGGCUAAAGGAGGCGCUUUAUGUGGACGCGGUCCUCUUUGGAUAUGAUGUGUAUCCCGACAAACUCAGAAAUAUCGGAAAGAGAAAGUCCAGAAAUGACGGGUUUACGUAUUUUAAGUUAUAGCCAUGAUUAUAUGCAUAAUUUCAGUGUGUAUGUUUGAUGUCUGUAAAAAGAUGUGUUUGUUAGAUUCAGUUGAAAUACCGGCCAGUCAUGAAUAAACCGUUGAAACCAAACAUCGUUGGUGAUUUCAACCUUACAGAAAACUAUAUACUAGUAGUAGCGAUUCAGACAGAUAGCAAAUGAAUGUAAUAAUUCAAAGCACUGGCCGUGUAUGGGUAUAAGACAUAUGUAAUUAAUACGCUGGGUUUACUUCUAAAGGAAUGUGUAAGAGAAAAGAUGAGUUAUCCUUGGAAUACUAAUUAUGUAUGUAUGAAUACGAGACGACAUUAGCUACAUGUAAUGGAUAAACUGCUGUAUGAAUGCCAUCACAUUCUAUCAGAAUGAUAUUUUAUGGGAGUGUGAUCAUAGCCUAUUCUAUGUGACAGCAAAACAUUUGACAUGUGCUACAUUGUAUGCAUAAUUCCGUCGAUGUUUUGUCUAUGUAUAGAUAAUGUGUCCAAGGACCUCCCUCGUGUAUAUCGUUAGGAUCUGUUACGUAUUUCUUUACUGAUACGAUAAUGUAUACAUCCUUAUUGUUGAAUAUCCAUAUGCUAACGUAUUGGUCCUUACUGUUGAAUAUUCAUAUGAUGAUGUAUUCGUCUUUCCUAUUGAGUAUUUAUAUGAGGAUAUAUUCGUCCUUACUGUUGAAUAUUCAUAUGAUAAUGUAUUCGUCCUUACUGUUGAAUAUUCAUAUGAUAAUGUAUUCGUCCUUACUGUUGAAUAUUCAUAUGAUGUUAUCAUCCUAACUGUUGAAUUUUUAUAAUGUAAUCGUCCUUAUUUUUAAAUAUUCAUAUGAGCAUGUAUUUGUCCUAGCUGUCGAUUAUUCUUUUAAAGGAAAUAUUCAUCCUUACUGUUGAAUAUCAAUAUGAGGAUUUAUGCGUCCAUAUUAUUGAAUAUUCAUAUGAUA